AUGGCAGCACGAGUCAGCAGAGUGAUGUUCCCCCUGCCGCUAACUUUGUUUGCAGGAGCCUCAGCGUUCAUCUGCCUCCUGGUUCCAACAGUGGCCUUCCAGCUGCCGCUGUGCCAGCUCAUGAACCAGACGGUGUCUCUGGAGAAGGACGGCUGUGCCCGGUGUCACCCAGUGGUGACGACCAUCUGCAGCGGGCACUGCAUCACCAAGGAUCCAGUGAGGAAGAUACGCUUCAGCAACGUGUAUCAGCGCGUGUGCACGUACCAGGACUACUACUACAAGACUUUUGAGCUCCCCGACUGUUUGCCUGGCGUGGACCCGACAGUAACGUAUCCUGUGGCUUUGAGCUGCCACUGCGGUGGUUGUGCCAUGGACACGUCUGACUGCACUUUCGAGAGCCUGCAGCCUGACUUCUGCAUGAAUGACAUUUCUUUUUACUACUAA
This is a messenger RNA of Cololabis saira (Pacific saury), 444 nucleotides long. RefSeq names its product luteinizing hormone subunit beta (gene lhb). Lineage: Eukaryota; Metazoa; Chordata; Actinopteri; Beloniformes; Belonidae. The coding region runs from base 1 to 444 and encodes 147 amino acids. The transcript is spliced from 3 exons. Gene Ontology annotation, biological process: G protein-coupled receptor signaling pathway; ovulation. Gene Ontology annotation, cellular component: cytoplasm; extracellular region. Gene Ontology annotation, molecular function: hormone activity. The record is from RefSeq and is a predicted model, not a curated record.